GAAUCCCUUAACAAGCCUGACCUAGCCGACAAUGAUUUUACCUAAUUAAUUCUGCCAAGUCGUUGCUCUAGUUAAUGAACUAAGAUGGCAGAAAAACAGAAAAGUGCAACAACUCUGGCUUUGAUGCAGUUUGCAUCAGGCGGGUGUGCUGGAUUUGUUGAGGUGUCAAUUAUGCAUCCAUUAGAUUUAAUUAAAACCAGAUUCCAAAUACAGCGUGGUCCAGAAGAUCCUAAUAGAUAUACAUCAUUAGCUGAUUGUUUUAAAAAGAUGUAUAGGCAAGAAGGAGCCAUGUCUUUCUACAAAGGAAUAUUGCCACCUUUACUUGCUGAAACUCCAAAACGAGCAGUCAAAUUUUUUACUUUUGAAAGAUAUAAGAAUAUGUUUGCUUAUGGUGGAUAUUUAGGCCAACCUGUUAUUUUCACACUGGCAGGAUUAUGUUCUGGAAUGACAGAAGCUUUUGUCAUUAAUCCUUUUGAAGUGGUUAAAGUCAAGCUGCAGGCUGAAAGACGGAAAUUAGCACAGCAAAAAGGAACAUUUCAAACAGCUCGUGAAAUAAUUGCUAAAGAUGGUUUUGGUUUGAAAGGAAUGAAUAAGGGAUUAACAGCUACAUUAGGUCGUCAUGGUGUAUUUAAUAUGGUUUAUUUUGGUUUUUAUCAUAAUGUGAAAGGCCUUAUUCCAGAAUUAAAGGAUCCCAAACAAGAAUUUGGACGAAAAUUUCUGAUUGGCUUAGUGUCGGGAACUCUUUCUUCUUGUAUAAAUAUUCCAUUUGAUGUGGCAAAAAGUCGCAUUCAGGGUCCACAACCAGUGCCUGGUGAAAUCAAAUAUAGAACCUGUAUGGCAACAAUCCUUACAGUUUAUAGAGAAGAGGGGUUUUUAGCAUUGUAUAAAGGGUUGCUACCAAAAAUUCUAAGACUUGGGCCAGGUGGAGCCAUCAUGUUAUUAGUUUAUGAAUAUGCCUUUGAGUGGAUGAAGAAACUGUGAUUUUAUUGUCAUUAGAGCAUUAUAUUUUUACACACAGCAAAAUUGGCCAUAGGUACUCAAAUGGGUAUAUUUUAUUAUUUUUUGUUGUUCGGUUGAUUAUAUAUUGCAAAGAACUUCUGGGUAUUAAUUAUACAGUUUGAUUUUGUUAUGGAUUAUAUAUUGCAAAGAACUUUUGGGUGUUAAUUAUACACUUGAUUUUGUUAUGGAUCUUGUCUUGUAGGUGUUUUUAGUAUUUGUUUGUAAUUUUGUAUAAAUGGGCAGUAUUUCUAAUAUGCACAUUAUUUUAUGUAUUGAUUUGGUGCUUACAUUGUUACUGUUAAUAUACAAAUGAUCACAUAAUUUUAUGUACAUGUAUACUCAAUUUUAGAAUAAUGGCGUUUGAAAUUGUACUGUUAGCCUGACCUUUUAUUCAGUUGCAUUAAAUCAGUUUGGUGUCUUAAGAUGGAAGAGUUAUUCUUUUAACUCACUAGUCACUGUUUCUUUUUGUUCCUGUUUUAGGAUGGUUUCAGAUCAGAUUAAGAUUUGUUUAAUUAGAUGAAUCUGUUUAAUUUAUAUCCUUUAGUACAUAUUGUUUAUAGAUAUGUUAAUUUGAUAUUCCAUAGCUUCAGAUACCAGUUCGUAUUAAACAGUGUUAAAUUUAAGCAUAUCCAAAAUCUACAUGUAUAUAUAAAGUGAAUUUUUAUUUCAUCUUUGCAUUUCGGUGAAUUUACAAACUUUAUAUCAUUUAUAACCUCUAGUUGAUUAUGUUUUGGAAAACUCCAAGUGAUUUACAUUAUAUUUUGUGAUAUCAAGUUUUAUAUUCUGAUGUGAUUAUGGUACUGCUAAAAAAGAAAUCCAUAUAUGCACUGCCAUUUCUUGUGUAGAUUACUGAGGUAGUAGUAAUAUGUUUUCUACGCAAUUUGUAUGAUUUUCUUUAUGUUUAUAAUAACAAAUUAUGUAAUUGUUUAUGCUAAUAAAUCAUAUUGCUCAAUGUAUAUAAUAUAAGCAACAUUAUCAACCAAUUUAUUGAUGUUCGAAUGUUUUUUUUUUGAAUUACCAUUGUUAAUUAUAUUUUUAAAAUGAGAA
Molecule: messenger RNA, 2046 nt
Organism: Patella vulgata (common limpet)
Lineage: Eukaryota; Metazoa; Mollusca; Gastropoda; Patellidae
Product: mitochondrial 2-oxodicarboxylate carrier
Exons: 8
Coding region: 85-981 (298 amino acids)
Biological process (GO): transmembrane transport
Source: RefSeq, a predicted model, not a curated record